CCGGCCAAGGGCGAGGGAGCGAGCGGCCUGCCUGCCUGCCUGCCCAGAGAGAGAGAGAGCCGAAGAACCCUAGAGAGAGAGAGAGAGAGAGAAGGGGGCGAGGGGAGAGCUCACUCGACGGCGCCGGCGGCCGCAUCGCGGAGCGCGGAGGGAGGGAGGGGGGACAGCUCGCAUCCCCGGCGGCAUGGAGUACGCGGCGGCGGGCGCCGGGGGGUACUACUACUACCCGCCCGCGCAGCAGCCGCAGCCGCCCCCGCAGACGCUCCGCCGCCGCCCGCGCCCCGCCGCCCGCUGGGUCAAGCAGUGGAUCCCGCAGGAUCUCGCCUCCCCCGGCUCCAAGUGCGCCCUCUUCAAGUGGGUCAGAGAGGAUGUGUACAAGAAUCUGAAGGAGAACGGCGGCGCGGGGCAGGAGCCGGAGGCGCAGCCACGCAAGGUCGAGCCGGCUACGGAGAUCCUCUUCCUCUGCAGCUACGACAACUGCGGCAAGACCUUUGUUGACGUGGCUGCCUUGAGGAAGCAUGCCCACGUGCACGGCGAGAGGCAGUAUGUUUGCCAGGAGCCUGGCUGUGGGAAGAAAUUUGUAGACAGCUCAAAGUUGAAGAGGCACCACCUUACUCACACAGGACAAAAGGAUUUUGUUUGCCCACAUCCAGGCUGUGGUAAGGCCUUCUCAUUGGAUUUUAACUUGCGUGCACACCUCAAAACACAUGCUGUGGAAAAUUAUCAUAUAUGCCCCUUUCCAGCAUGUGGCAAAAGAUUUACAAGUGACUUCAAAUUAAAAUGCCAUAUUAAGACACAUGAAAAGACUGGAUCUCCUAUUGCAGUGCAGCAUACACCACCAGCAGAAAAACCACAAAGCACCAUAAAGCCUUCCAUACAAGCAACCCCAAAGCCUUCUGCGCCCACACCACCAAGCUUUUCCAGUGAGCGCCCUUAUGUCUGCCCCUACGAAGGCUGUGGGAAAGCCUACAUCCACGGUUACAAACUCAACCUCCAUCUCAAGACUCAGCACCCUGACCACAAUCAAGAAAACAAUGGUAGGUCCGCCACACCUGCAGCGGGGUAUAACUAUGCUGACGGCGGUGACAUCGCGCCAAACCCGAAAAGGAGCAAGACAAACCAAGGGCACAGGGCCCCUCCAUCUAACGCCUACAAUGUCAAGGUUUCCAGCAGGAUGGCUGUUGAUACCAGUGGUGCAAAGAACCAGUGGCCAGGCAAGGGUAUGUAUGACGAUGACAGUGAAGAGACCGAGGAAGAUCCUGGUGGUAACAAUGUAGAAGAUGGCUGGAGAUACGGUAACCAGAACGCCGAUGAUGAGGAAACAGAAGAAGAUGAAGACUAGCUGGACAUUCAUCAUUUUCCCUGUUUACUGACAUUCCGCUGGAGCGUGUGCCCUAGGUUGUUUAGAUGUGGUUAUCUGCUUCCUUUUAGUAAGUUCGGUGUAUGCUGAAAACUAGCAACGAAUGGAACUAAGUGGGCGCUAUAAUUAUGGUAGAAUUAGAUUGCGCGGAUGUGAACAGACACUUACUGAUGUUGUUUGGUCAUUUUGUUGAGAUGGUCCAUUUAUGUAAUAUAUCUGCCCUCCACCGUGUGGUAGUUAAUCU
This is a messenger RNA of Aegilops tauschii subsp. strangulata, 1604 nucleotides long. Its product is annotated as zinc finger transcription factor YY1. The record is from RefSeq and is a predicted model, not a curated record. Gene Ontology annotation, biological process: regulation of transcription by RNA polymerase II. Gene Ontology annotation, cellular component: chromatin; transcription regulator complex; PcG protein complex. NCBI's taxonomy places the organism in Eukaryota, Viridiplantae, Streptophyta, Magnoliopsida, Poales, Poaceae. Gene Ontology annotation, molecular function: RNA polymerase II cis-regulatory region sequence-specific DNA binding; DNA-binding transcription factor activity, RNA polymerase II-specific.